AAUGCUGAAUAUUACAAUAAAUGCCAAUAAAUAUAAUAAGCACGUGCAUGUUGAAAUAUACUUUAAGUAUAUUGUCAAAUACCCGGAUGGAAAUCGCUAUGAAAAUAAUGGGGAUGAUAAUGUGAUGUAAGAGGGGAGAAUACAUAUUUCAUCACAUAUCUACUGUACUGAGCGAAUAAAUCAGACGACCAAAAAUAUAAACACAAAAUAUUUCAAAUGCAGAAGAUAACUCAAACUCCCAUUGGUGCGUCUCUAUUUGAUUUACGUUUUCAAGUCCUUUUUAAAUGUGGGAUUAUUUGAAGGGUCAUAUUUGUUGUCUUGAGUGAAUAGGGCCUUUACCGUAUAUGGCUCACCAAAGACCAAAGAGAAGGGGGAGAAGUGUCUAUGUAUUCAAUUUACCACUUUAAAAUUCCAGUGUGAUUCGUAUUGUGCAAUCUCAUUGGAAGGAGAGAAAGGCGAAAGAGAUGGAAGAGAAAAAAUGCCUGCUCUCGGGUUUGCGCUGGGGUCCCCCGGCGCAUGCAAUCACAGCCCCCCCCUCCAGGGUGCUAUUUUGCAGACACUAACGCACGCUAUUGGUCAGCGCCUGGUCAGAUGGUAUGGUUUCCCUCUGUCCCGCACUGGCACAUCGCCACCCAGCGCCCCCCCUCAACUAAAACCCAAUCUCCGAUAAACUACUAAUAGCUAAACCAGUUGGACUAUAAAACACAACAAAUCAUAAACCAAGGAAAAGAACCUGUACCCUCCCAAUGAGUUCCUAUUUUGUAAACUCAACUUUUCCAGUGACUCUGCCUGGAGGACAAGAGUCUUUCUUGGGACAGAUACCGUUAUACUCCUCCGGAUACACUGAUCCUUUAAGACACUAUCCUGGUGCUGCCUAUGGCGCUACCAGCGUUCAAGACAAGGCGUAUCCAUCCUCGUAUUACCAGCAGGCGAACGGUGCCUAUGGCCGGGCCAGCGCCGCCGGUGCAUGCGACUACGCAGCAGCCAGCUUUUACAGGGAAAAGGACCCCGCCUGCACCCUCGCCAGCAUAGAGGAACAUUCGCUCGUCCUGAGCCAAGACCAUCGCAAGACGGACUGCUCGGGGCAAAAUAAAAGCAUAUUCGGGGACAGCGAGGACCAGAAGCCCUCGACGCCCGUUUAUCCGUGGAUGCAGAGGAUGAACUCGUGUAACGGGACCUUCGGUAACCCUGGUCGAAGGGGUCGUCAGACGUACACCCGCUACCAGACGCUCGAGCUGGAGAAAGAGUUCCAUUUUAACAGGUACCUUACCCGGAGGCGCCGUAUCGAGAUCGCGCACGCACUGUGCCUAACAGAACGCCAGAUCAAAAUUUGGUUCCAGAACAGAAGGAUGAAGUGGAAAAAGGAGAAUAAACUGAUCAACUCCUCUCAGACCAGCGGAGAGGAGGAGGAAGAGAAGAGGUCAGAGUAAAGAAAAGAAGAAGACAAAAAAUGCAUAAAAUGGCUUAUGGCAUCAUCUUCGGAUAUCCUACACAUAUGAAGAUACUACCUUCAUAUGUCCAAAGCUCCCACCGGUAAAGUUGUGUUUGGUAAAUUUGUUGUAGCAUUCCAGAAGUUCACUUAACUGUCUAUUUUUGUUAUUGUUAUUGUCAUUUUAUGUUUCUUUAAAAAAAAUCAUGAUUCUGGUAACUGAAUGACAGUGUUUUUGUGCGCUUGCCUCUUGAUUUCGGAUGUGGCCCAAAAAAUGAUUGGUCAUGUUUAACGAAACUAUUUGAAAUAUAUGUCAUAUUCGUGUUCAUAUUUAAACUGUAUAGAAAUAAAAGGAAAUUCUCAUUGUAUGGUGAAUUAAUGUAUUUCUUUUGUAAAAUUUUGUUAAAUACCCAGCUAGAUCUAGUUGUUUUGUUGACUUGUUGUAUGGUUUCAUGGGGAGAACAUACUCGAUCUACUGAUAAUUCAAAAAUACCAAAAGACUGGGUCAAAAGUUUAUAUUUUAUGGAUUUUAUACGUGGUUUAUGUUUGUGGUUUUGUCACAAAUAGGUAUCUACUUACGAAAUCAUUCAAUAAAAUGUAAUAAUUAUUCAACCUGU
This is a messenger RNA of Oncorhynchus tshawytscha (Chinook salmon), 2046 nucleotides long. It is a transcript of the gene hoxb6a, whose product is annotated as homeobox B6a. Gene Ontology annotation, biological process: regulation of transcription by RNA polymerase II; anterior/posterior pattern specification. Bases 747 to 1430 code for a protein of 227 amino acids. Gene Ontology annotation, cellular component: nucleus. NCBI's taxonomy places the organism in Eukaryota, Metazoa, Chordata, Actinopteri, Salmoniformes, Salmonidae. The transcript has 2 exons. Gene Ontology annotation, molecular function: DNA-binding transcription factor activity, RNA polymerase II-specific; RNA polymerase II cis-regulatory region sequence-specific DNA binding. The record is from RefSeq and is a predicted model, not a curated record.